AAUACUGUAGGCAGGACAACAACUGAAACAGACUAGGCUCUCCUGAGAUACAUAGUUUACAACACUGCAACAGUAGCAGGAAAAAGUACGCACAGUACGCACAUGUUGAGAAGGACUGACAAAGAAACACUCACAGAAAGAUACAAGAGAAGAGCAACCAGAGGAAAAGACGAGCAAAUGCAAAAGAGACUCUGCAGAAAUCAAGAAACCCAGCAAGUCACCUUUUAAAACUCUGCAAGGAUUUUACAAGAAAGUAUUUUUUUUCUCCAGACCUACAUUAUGGCCUCGAUGGGGAUGCAGAUGCUGGCCAGCGCCCUGUGCCUCUUCGGUUGGGCAGGGGUCAUUGUCAUCUGCUUACUGCCAAUGUGGAGGGUCUCGUCCUUUGUGGGCACCUCCAUCGUCACCUCCCAGAUUUUCUGGGAGGGUAUUUGGAUGGCCUGCGUGGUCCAAAGCACAGGUCAGAUACAGUGUAAACCUUACGAGUCCCUCCUUGCCCUCAGUGGUGACAUGCAGGCUGCCAGAGCUCUCACUGUCAUUUCAAUCACUGUAGGUGCAGCAGGACUCAUUAUGGCCUUUGUUGGAGGAAAGUGCACCCGCUUCUUGGAUGAAACUGGAAAUGGGGCAAAGGGCAAGAUGGCUGUUGUGGCAGGAGCAGUGUUGAUGGCUGCAGGUCUGUUCUGUUUGAUUCCUACAUCUUGGGUGGCUGGGGCUUUAGUGAAGAACUUCUACAGUGCCUACAAUGAUGCUGAGAAGAGGGAGAUUGGUGCCUGUCUCUACAUUGGUUGGGGAGCAUCUGUUUUGCUUGUUCUUGGAGGUGGUUUAUUCAUUAGCUCUGCAUGCCCCAUAAAAGCCCAUGACACAGAGAAGAGGACAUCUGUGCGUUACCAGGUGGUUCGCUCCUACAAUGGGUCCAACCUGGGGGGUUCUCAUCGCAGCAGGGCGCCAUCGGCAAAGUUACUGCCUGUUGGAGUGGACUACCCCAGGCCUCAUGGCUAUGAGGGAGUGACUUCAAAGCCCCAGCAGUACACAAGGCCUCCAUCCUAUCAGGAUAUGUCUGAGCAGGGCUCAAAAGAGGAGUCAGAGAAAUCAUGGGCACCUUCAACAAAGUCACAACUGAAAAAGGCAGACUCGACAAAAUCGAAACACAGUGAUGUACCAUCUACAAAGUCUCAGCUGAAAGAAGCAGAAAUGGACACCUUAUCAGUUAAGAGUGACGGGGAAGAUUUAUCCUCAAACCCACCAAAGACAUACUUAUAAUAUAAUUACAUAUAAUUAAAUAUGUGUACUUAUGUUGACACAAAAGACAGUUUACUCUACUGCUCUUUAUAAGUUGCCUUUUCUUUGUUUGUGAGUGUUUACUGACUUUAUUUGAGUAUAAAUAUACUCCAUGAUGCUUCCUUUUUAAAGGAUGAGAUGGAAAAGUUCAGGAGUACAUUUAUUAAUAUGCCAAAAAAAUGUGUGAAGAAUGCGACAAUUAACUUCUAACAAAUUCCUAUUUAAACACUGUUACUGUAAAUGUGAAACAUUAAUUUGCUAUCAGAUCUCUUUUUUUUUUGGUGUUUACCUCAGACUUUUAAAGUUCUCGUUUAAAACGGGCAGCAGGGUUUUACCUUUGAGUAGACACAUAUUUUAUUAGACACAUACACAUUGUAUAUUGUACAUUAAUUGAAAGCAUUACAUUAUUGAAUGUGCUCUUUGGUGAAUAUCUCUAUGAAGAAAUUCAAUUAUUGAAAAUACAAAGUUUUGUUAUUUUGUUAUUUUAAUGAUCAUGCCAUUUGGCACAGUGAAAUGUCAUUGCACUUUGUUGACUGAUACUUUUGCAUUUGCUGUUCAAUAAAUGACUGUGAGCUGAU
Messenger RNA from Oreochromis aureus, 1853 nucleotides. RefSeq names its product claudin-4-like. Gene Ontology annotation, molecular function: structural molecule activity. Bases 280 to 1257 code for a protein of 325 amino acids. Gene Ontology annotation, biological process: cell adhesion; bicellular tight junction assembly. Gene Ontology annotation, cellular component: bicellular tight junction; plasma membrane. The record is from RefSeq and is a predicted model, not a curated record. Lineage: Eukaryota; Metazoa; Chordata; Actinopteri; Cichliformes; Cichlidae. The transcript has a single exon.